Messenger RNA from Biomphalaria glabrata, 8378 nucleotides. Its product is annotated as glucose transporter type 1-like. Gene Ontology annotation, molecular function: hexose transmembrane transporter activity. Gene Ontology annotation, biological process: monosaccharide transmembrane transport. Gene Ontology annotation, cellular component: membrane. The transcript is spliced from 12 exons. NCBI's taxonomy places the organism in Eukaryota, Metazoa, Mollusca, Gastropoda, Planorbidae. The coding region runs from base 29 to 1489 and encodes 486 amino acids. The record is from RefSeq and is a predicted model, not a curated record.
UCUUACUCUUGCUUAGUGUAACUUGCACAUGUCUCUUAAGCUGGGUCUGAGUGUGGUAGGAGCUGUGCUUGGAUCUUUCCAAUUCGGGUUCAACACUGGCGUCAUAAAUGCUCCUGAGGAGAGUAUAAAAGAGUUCCUCAAUGAAACAGAGUACCACCGGACGUCGCAUCACAUGUCCAAGGAAAAAACCACCAACCUGUUUGCUGUUAUUGUGUCAAUGUUUGCUGCAGGGGGCUGCCUCGGAGGCAUAUUGGCAGGAUGGUGGGCAGAGAAGUUUGGAAGAAAGAUGGGUUUGAUGCUGAAUGUAGUUCCAGGAAUCAUUGGAGCAGUUCUCAUGUACUUCAGUGUGUUGGCAGAAUCCUACGAGAUGAUAAUUGUGGGAAGACUUAUCAUAGGCUUUAAUUGUGGACUCUACACUGGUCUGACCCCACUAUACCUCUCAGAAAUAUCCACACCAAGCAUCAGGGGAGCCCUGGGAGUGUUACACCAGCUGGGAGUCACAUUUGGAAUCCUUGUCUCACAGAUAUUGGGCUUUCCAGAAGUGCUGGGCAAUGCUGACCUCUGGAACUUACUUCUAGGGCUAGCCAUAUUUCCUUGUCUGUUUCAGUUGGUCGUCCUGCCCUUCUGUCCAGAAAGUCCCAGGUAUCUGUUAAUAUCUAAACACAAAGAAGCCGAAGCCAAGUUAGCACUGGUUGCUAUACGAGGAACUAGUGACGUUGAUGAAGAUUUGGACGAAAUGAAGCAAGAGUCUAGGGCGCAAAGUCAAGAAGAAAAGGUGACAAUUCUAAAACUGUUCACAAGCCAAUCAUAUAGAAGGCCGCUUAUAAUCAGCAUGGUUAUGCAGCUGUCACAACAGUUGUCAGGAAUUAAUGGAGUCUUUUAUUACUCGGCUAACUUAUUCAAGAGUGCUGGCCUCAGCCCCAGCACUGCUACACAUGCGACCAGUGGGGUAGGAGGUGUCAUGGUGGUCAUGACCUUUGUAACAAUAUUUUUGAUGGACAGGGCUGGACGGAGGACUUUGCACCUGGUCGGCCUUGGUGGCAUGUUCAUCUUUAGCAUUUUAAUGACUUUGACUUUAUCUCUGAGUGAUAAAGUAGACUGGUUUACUGGUGGCAGUAUAGCUGUGUCACUUCUAUAUGUUGUCUUCUUUGCUGUGGGGCCAGGUUCAGUACCUUGGUUGAUAGUAGCUGAAUUGUUUAGCCAGGGCCCUCGGUCAGCUGCUAUGUCUGUCUCUGUAUUGGUGAACUGGAUUGCCAAUUUUCUUGUUGGAUUCUCAUUCCCACAUCUAAAGGAUGGCAUCAACGACUUCACCUUUCUACCAUUCACUGGCUUACUUCUUUUCUUUUGGAUCUUCACAUUUAUCUACGUGCCAGAGACCAAAAAUAAAACCUUCGAAGAGGUUGGGGCCAUGUUGAAGAGCAAUGGGGUUGGGGCCAAGAAACAGGCUGACAAUGAAGAGUCUCACCUAGUAAGAAACAAUAAGUCUUAAAAAUAUAUUUGCAUGACUGGCCUCAGGCACACUGUAUCAACCAUCCUACAUUAUUACAUAUUGCUUUUUUUUUUUUUUUGCCCCGCAAUUCACAUAAUGUUUAUGUUACAGUUUUUGCCAUGGCUUUUUGCCCAGUGUUUAUAUACAUUAUAUUGUUGAUCUCAGUACAGAUGUUUUGUUUGACCAUUCUUGUAUGUCCAGUGCUCCAAUAGAUUUGACCACAUCUUGUAUUCUGCCCAUACAUUUUCCUUUAAAAUGUAUUCUUCUAUUUAACUAUGUGGUGGUGGACUCUUUUAUUUCACUUAUUUCCUGAAACUUAAGGGGUUGAAGCUAGUUUCACUUAGAUAAAACAACAACAUCUGUUUAACUGAUAUAAACGUAGAUAAGUGUAAUGAGUUUUUUUUUUUUUUUUGCUUCUUUUUUAUACCAGUCCUUAAAAUGUUUUAAAUAUUUUUAAAUAAUAUGACAUCUGGAAAUGUAUUUUAUAAACUUUAAAUUUAACUUGUCCAAUCUUUGUUCAAUUAUGAAACUAAACUAAACUAAAAUGAAAAUGUAGACUAAUUUAUUAAGUGUUGUGAAGUAAGUAGUGUUUGCUCUAGGUUUGGGUAUUAAAAGCUUCCAUUUCCAGUUCUUUGGAUGUUUAGGUUUUUCUUAGUUUUAAAAUUCACUAUAGUCUUGUAAGUAAAAACAAAUAUCAUUCAGUCCUUUUAUUAGACUUUCAAAGGCAAAAUUGAGUGAUAUUUAGUUGUUAAUUCUAGUCUUCAUUUUUUUUUUAAAUCGUAAAAGUACAGCUUGUGAAGUUUUACUUGUAAUGUUUUCUUGCGUUUAUAAUUAUUUACACAUAUUCUUGAUUAAGUUAUAACCUUUUUUUAAAGUAGACAUUUAUCAAUUAAUUUUUUUUGCAUGCAUUUUUUUCAUACUAUUUUAUGUCUCUUAUUUGCUUUGAUAAACUUUUUGACUUUUUAGCUUUAUUCUUGGGAAACCUAACCCAAAAAAAGGCACUGUUAUCCAUUAAAAAAAUAUAAUUGUUAGACAAAGACAAUGUUUUAUUCAAAGAAGACUAAACUUCUUUUUAUUCACCAAUCACAACUUUCUUAUGAGUUUGAGUUUUUGGCACAUCGGCACACAUUAGAUAAUGUCGUGCCCCAACUUUCUUAUUCUUACUUCUUCUUACAACACCCCCCUCCUUCGCUUUGGUGUAUGGGGUGCCAACAAUAGAUUUCUUAGUACCCUCCUUUCCAUCUUGUUCCAGGUAUAAACCAAACUUUAAGGUAUUCACCUCAAGUUCACAAGAUCAGGUGCUUAAUGGACACCCUCUUGCCUUGUAGGUUCCACUUCUUGCCUUGAUGCUAGUUGGCAUUUUGGCAAUAUGUCUUUUAUCAAUAGCCAUUUGUUCUUCUCUGAUUUCUUCACUUUUUCUUUAUCUUAAGUGUUUAUAAUGUUGAAACUAUUCAUGUAAAUUAGCACAGACCAAAAAAAUUGUUGAUAAUUUAUUGAUUUGUCCAUUGGAAUACUAUAUCCCAUAGUCCCUAAUUGUUAAUGAAAGGGAUAUUUUUUGUCAUAUGUUGGCGAACGAAAAAUUGAUCACUGAAAAUCAAAGCUAUUUUACUAUGUUUUGUGAGGUUGUGAUUUUUACAAUGGUAUUCCAUGUAGCAUUUAAGAGAUCUACUUGCUUGUAUUCACAGAAAAGAGGCAGAUAAAACAUUUUUUUUUUGUUUUUAGGUUUCCCCUAAUUUUAAUUUACACAAAACCAAACUUAUUUGUUCUGUUAUGUGCCAGUUAAUCUGCGAUAGCAUGAAUUCAAAAAGCUUGUAUUCAAAGAGGUUGGAAAAUGUAAGCAUUAAUACUGCUGUGAGCCAGUUUCAUGCAAAAGUAAAUCCAAAGUUCAAAUUGGCAAACUUCAAAGUUUAUGAUCCUGCAAAAAUAGAAAUAGUUUCAAUUUUUUCCCGCUUAAAACAAAAUUCAUGUUUACUCUUAAAUAUUAACUUUCUCCAAACCAUUUUUAAAACUCCAAAUAAUUACAAGAAAAUGACAUUUCUGUAUGCCAGAAGUGUAUACAGUAGCUACUUUAAAACAAAAAAUAAGCUGAACACAGUUUUAUUUUAUACAAGACAUUUAGGGAGCUGGUUUUUAGUUUAUUGUUCAGUCAAAGAAAGUGCUCUAUGGUAUUUAUUUGUAGGUUGUAUGGAAGUGAUUCAUAGCUUCUAGUACCAGCUUUUUUAUUUUAGUACCGGUAUUAUGCGUUAAAUCUCUUUAUCAUUGUGAAAAAAAAUUUAAGUUUUGAUUUGUUUCAGGACCAACAUUGGGACAUGUAACAGUGAAAGAUAACUUUGCUCAAUUAUUGCUAGUUUUUUUGUUUUUUGUGCAAUGAUUCAAAAUCAGUUGGACACAAGUCUCUUUUAUAUUGUAUUUAUGUUACACAGCAUCUCUUUCCCUUUGGUUGAUGUAGAUAGACAAUUGGUGUGUACAACUGAGACCAUUGGUUAUAGUAGGCCUCAGCACUCACCUAGACAAUUGGUGUGUACAACUGAGUAGGCCUCAGCACUGACCUUCAUUGUCACAACCUGUCAGCAGUGUAGACCAGUAGGUCAUUGCCAUGUUGUACAGCCCUGUGACAUAGCAACAAGUUUUCAGCUUAGAAUUGAGUAUCUGCGAGACUUUGUAGCCACUGGGAUACAGUUUGGUGACAGAUUACUAAAUAGGCUAGGAGCCUCUACCCUCACUGGCUGGAGAGUACUCAGGCACAAGGAUGGUUUCUGACCAUCGAAAGGAAUAAACAGAUUUUGGUGCAAACUUAUAAAGUCAAGUCCAAGAAUGACGUUGGAGCACAAAUUGUCUAGUAGAGAAAGUUUAACUCCUUCGUAUCGUUCAUUUUUGAGUUGUAUGCUAGUGUAGAUAUGUCCUUGAGUGAUUCGAGACAGGUGGGUGGAAGUCAUAAAGAUUCUGUUCCCUAUAUUUGUGCAGCAAUGUGCUUCGAAAUAUAGCUUUCACAGCUCCCAGUGUCUACUAGGGCUUUCAAUUGCACGUUGUUGAUGAAAAUGGGUAUCAUAGAUUUGUUUAAACUCAAAUGCUGCACAGUAGUGAUAGCCGACACUGUUGAAGAUUUCGAUUUGCAUACUCUUUGAAAAUGACCCAUUUUGAAGCACUGAUUGCAUGUCGCUUCCCUUGCAGGGCAUUGAGAGCGGGGAUGCUUAACCCUGCCGCAAAAGUAACACUUUCUAGCUAAUGCAUUUACUUCAUGUGUGUGUGAGUUGCUUGCACUUUGAGGAAUCGUUACAUUUGGCGAGGGUGUAGCCAAAGAAUUGGUGAGAGUAGUUGCCGCGCAAUUAGUUUCUGGCUGUGAUGAUUCAUACUGUAAUGAGUGCUGAUGAGCAUGUUCUAGUACGCGAGCCUCCUUGAAGGCAUCCUUUAAACUCAAAACAGUCUAUUCAAGUAAAUGUUUUCAAAUGCUGUUGGAAACUAGUCCAUUGAUAAACGAAUCUCUAAUAGCCUCUUCUUGGUGUAGUUCAGCAGUCACCGCUUUGAAGUUGCAAUCUUUAGAUAGAAUUCUUAAUUUCUGCAUGUAGGCGUCUAUCGUUUGACCUUGCUCUUGUUUUCAAGUAGCUAACCUGUGCCUAGCAAACACCUCAUUCUUUGGUUGAAUGUAGAUGCUGUUUAGAGUCUGGAUUGCUUCAUCAAAUGUCUCUUUAUCAAGUAUCAUUUGGUAUACAGCAGAAGAGAUAUAGUUUAUCAGUAGUUUCUUUGUAUCAAGAUUAUCUACAGAUACUACUGAUACAAAAUUUUAAAAAGUUUCAUAUCAGUGCUGCCAAUGCUCUGCUACUUGGGGUGCUGUGGGCUCGAUGUCAAACUUCUCUGGCCGAAAUAUCCUAUCCAUUUCAAAAUUCUUACAACUUCACAGUUUUGAUUCAGUGUAUUAAAUUGUUAUGAACAUAAUGAUAACAGAGUCGAAAACCAUGUCCGCUUUGAAUGGCUUUAAUACACUGAAUGACUAUACAACACACAUUUCGUGAACACAUUCUUACAGACGAGUUACAAGCACAUGUAAACAUAAGAACGACAACCGAUACAACAUAUAAUAUUCAUAACAGGUCAUUAAUAGGUUUUGGUAUUAGAAUAAAUUUCCUCUAGUUUAUAUACGAGAGGACGUUUCUAUUAUUAUAAUAUGCAGUCAUAUUAGCGCAAAUAAUUCACGAUGAACUGACAAUUAUCCUCAAAUGUAAAAGAUAAUUCCUUAUACACAAGGCUAGGUUCUAAUUUUAAAAAAGAAAAAAUCAAAAUCUAUAAAAACAAGUUUGAGGGGGUUGCAUUCAAUCAGUCUACUUGUAUUGGCGCUUACUGAACAAAAGAAGGCAGAGAAAGAUGAAAAGAAGGCUAAUUUUAGUUGGUUCAGGGACAGAGGCCUAUUCUGUUCUCUCUCUUUUGUCCUGUUUUUCUAAGGGUAGGAUUUGAUGAAUGUAUUUUUUGUAACGGUGGUUUGGACUUCCAGACCUAGCCAUUGCUUUUUGUAACUGCACUCAUUUGUAGGCUUAAGAACUUUCAAAUAAACAUUUGUACCAACAAAAUCAACAUUGUAUCACUACUAAUUUAAUAGUAUAAUACAUUUAUGGAAUAACAUUUGUCAUGAUAUCUAUAAAAUUAAAUAUGUACCUUUUUUUUUCCAGUGAAAUCAACUCAUGAAAUAAAAAAAAUAAAAUCAAUGACAGAGUAAACACUGAUCUCAGAGGGUUUUUUUUUUUUUUGUGAGGAAUCCAAGUCCUAUCAUUGUCUUAGUCCCUCAAUUGUAGAAGUUGUUUCAAAUACAAGUAGUUUCCUAACCCCUCCCUCUCCACCCACAGUUUUGUCCCUUUUUUCACUUAAGUGAAUUGCAACCAUUAAAUUGCUUCCACUGUAUCCUUUUUUGGAUUAAGAAAAAUUGCAAACUUUUUUUUUUUUUUUUUUGAACCAGUAGAAACUUGUAUGUCUUGUUACAGAUCCAGACACUUAAUCUUUGUCAUGGUAGCCCUAAGGCUUGUUACUUUACAAUGCAAUCGUGACUAAAUGUAAAAAUAUUUGGCAGACCUUACACUUAUCAUGUCCAAUUGAUUGAAGCCUUUUUUUUUUUAAAAGGUUGUUUCAACAAUGAAAGAAAAAAAUUAAAAUAUUCAGUUGUGUUAAUUUUUUUUUUCUAAUAAUGAAAAACAAAGAAACGCAAUAAGAAUUUAUUGAUCUACUUAAAUAUCUUACAAAGAUAUUAUACAUUAGUAAAACAUUCAGAUUGUAUUUUAUAAUUAUGUACAUACAGGUGUGGACUCUGAAAUUUUUUAUAAAAUUGUCUAAGAUUUUUGGUAUAACAUAUUAUUGUAAGUAUUGUGAAAUGUGACUUUUAAUUGUAGACGUUAUUUCAACUUUGUUUUAACUUACCAGUCAGUAUACGGCACUGUGAAAUAAGUGUAAACUAAUUGAAAGUCAUUAUUUUUAAAUUGUAUUUAUUUUCACUCACUGGCACCAAUGUAAUGUGUAUUUAAAGAUUUUAUCUUACAAAGCAUUAUAAAAAGUUAUAAUUUGUUGAUAAGUAGUGUUCAAAGCUUUACUUUGGUGAAAUCAAGGUUUUUCAUACAUUACAUUAAGUCUGGUGUCAGACGAAGUUGAGCAAAAAAAAAUUUUGUUAAAAAUCAGAAUGAAUAUAAAUUGGGAGGUAUUUUUUCAGUCCACAGUUGCUAUCUUCUAAUAUGAAAUAAACUGAUCAGCUGGUGAUUUAAUCCACCAUGGGUUUUUUUAUACCUUUUUUUUUUAAUGUUUAUGGUGGAAGAUAACUUUAAUUUUAAAAAAAUUCUUUUUCAUGUAAGUUUGUGUUCAUAUUGUUAUUUCAUUGUAAACAAAAUGUUUGUGUUUCUCAGUUGCGUUGAAAAGUUAUAUACUUACUAUAACAUAUAUACAAUAUUCAUAUUUAGUGACAUUUUGAUUUUUAGUGAAUGGUAAAUUAUUAUACUUAUCUUUGUGAUGGAUCAUUCAUUUUUGUUGUUCAAAUUAUUUUUUUUUUUGUAAAUAAAUAUAAUUAAUUUUUUAUGUUAAUUGUAAAUUGUUUUAGCUGGCCUGUUUGCUAAAUUAGUAAAUGUAGGCUUAAAACAUUGUUUGCAAAUACAAUCAAAGUCAUUCCUUCAAAGUAUACUCUGAGCAUUUCUAAAUGAAGGAGAGAAAUAUUAAAAUAUUUUAAUGUAACAUUUAUCUGCUGCCAAGCCUACUGGUAUAAUGUCAUUGUUUCUCUUCAGUCACUGACAUACCAAAAAAAAGUUCAUGUCAAUAGGUAAUAUGUACAAUACUGUAUUUAUAAAUGCUUGCUAAUUUUGUAUGUUAUGUCCUAAUGGAUUAAAUUUCUAUGAGCUAUUGAUAAAAUUUCUAUGAGUCUGUGUACUGUGUGUACUGUUAUCAUCUGACUUUUUGGAUCAGAAGUUCAUUUGAAAUAAAAUAUUUUUUGGCCACAAAGCAUGACAAUAAAACAACGGAGUCAUUUGAUAAAUUAGACCAAAAUGUAAUCAACAUGACAAAAUAAUGUAAUAUCUGUUUAACUUUUACUUGAAACUGUUUUUCUUUGUUUGUUGUUGUAAUAACAAAAACCUAUCAAAUUUAUUAUGAAAAAUAAACAAUGAUGAAAUUAGUUUUGGCUAAAGGUUGUCUUUAUAAUAAGUGCUGUGUGGUAAGGCUUCAGAUUGUCAACUCAGCAGUCUUUGAUUCAAAUCCUACUGCUGUCAUUUUGAUCUCAGAUUACAUUAUAUUCAACUUUGUCGGUAAACGAGAAUGGACAAAGACAAAAACAAUUAACUAUUUUAGUCUGUGGGGAAUCAACUUAAAAUGGGUGGAUAUUUCAUUGAUUGUUCUAAGUGUCAAUCUUAAUAAAGUUUUGUAAUGGCAA